AAUUAAUCUCAUCGUACAAAGUACAGAGCGAUCUUUGGAGAUAAUAUUAUUAAAUCCGGUCGGAGACGACGAGACUAAAAACUUCGCCGGGGAGUUUGUUCCGGUACCGGAGUUUUACUUUUGAAGUCGUGUUUUCUAGUUUCUUCUCCCACCAAACAAAACCCCCUAGAUUUAGAGAUUCUGUUUCCGGAUAAGGAAGUAGUUGAGUUUGAUCGGUUUGUUGUCUCUUAAAAUUCAUCAAAUCACAGGAAGAAAAAAAAAUGGCGUUUCUUAAGGCAGCGAUUAUUGUUGCCCUAAUCUGCAAUUUCCUCUCAGUUACUUCUUCUGUUCCUUUCGUAGUGCUACAUGGAAUUGGGGAUAAAUGCAGUAAUGCAGGAGUGAAACAAUUCACAGAGCUUUUAAGUGAUUGGUCUGGUUCUCAAGGAUAUUGCUUGGAGAUUGGGAAUGGCUCAUGGGACUCAUGGACCAUGCCCCUCCUUGAUCAGACAUCUGCUGCUUGUGACAAGGUGAAAAGUAUGCCUGAGCUUAAUGAUGGUUACAGCAUUGUGGGGCUUUCUCAGGGUAACAUGAUCGGUCGAGCUCUCAUUGAGUUUUGCGAUGGAGCACCACCUGUUAAGAAUUUUGUAUCGGUAGCGGGUCCUCAUGCUGGUACUGCAUCGAUUCCUUUCUGCGGCGCUACCUGGAUUUGCAUCAUGUUGGACAGUAUGAUCAAAGCAGAGAUCUAUAGCGACUAUUUGCAGGAACAUUUGGCUCCUAGUGGUUUUCUCAAAAUCCCAACUGUAAGUUGUUUUCCUGUUAAAGGUUUAGNGUUUUGUUUCUCUAAUCAAAUUGGAACUGCGACUACUGUUCUGUCUAAUUAUAACACUCACCACACGCUUAAGCCGCGCGUGGAUAAGACAAGCCAACUAAAAGUCAACUAA
Camelina sativa (false flax) is the source of this 920-nucleotide messenger RNA. The record is from RefSeq and is a predicted model, not a curated record. NCBI's taxonomy places the organism in Eukaryota, Viridiplantae, Streptophyta, Magnoliopsida, Brassicales, Brassicaceae.